Messenger RNA from Penicillium cinerascens, 1653 nucleotides. RefSeq names its product fungal specific transcription factor domain-containing protein. The transcript is spliced from 4 exons. Bases 1 to 1653 code for a protein of 550 amino acids. The record is from RefSeq and is a predicted model, not a curated record. Gene Ontology annotation, molecular function: zinc ion binding; DNA-binding transcription factor activity, RNA polymerase II-specific; sequence-specific DNA binding. Gene Ontology annotation, biological process: positive regulation of transcription by RNA polymerase II; DNA-templated transcription. Lineage: Eukaryota; Fungi; Ascomycota; Eurotiomycetes; Eurotiales; Aspergillaceae.
AUGCUGGAAGCGAAAGCAAAAGGUCUGUUCAGACUGCGCUCGAAAGAGGCGUUGCCGCCGAUCGGCAUGCGCCUACUCCUGUCGUAUCCACUCAGAUUUCGGACUUUAACAGAGAACAGUGCGAUAGGAAAUGGCCUGAAUGCACGGCAGUCCCAUGCACAUGUCGAGCAGUUGGAUGGAGACCAAACUUCUCAGUACGAGAGGGACUUUGCUGAGCAAAAUGCCACCGACCACACCGUUCAGGACGCAAUGGGCGAAAUCGGGUUCUUGUCCUGUAUUGCCAUGGCCGAGCCUCGGGAUGGGAGUCGUGGCCUCUCCCAAGAACUUUCGAUCGGACGUAUGCUACGUUCGACGCUCUCCCUCAGCGGGGCCAAUCCAACGCAAUCAGCCAUUGACCCCUAUAUUCAGAGUACAGUCGCGAUGGUCGACCCAUCGAUGACGUUGAAUAGACAGCUAUGUCUUCCAUUCAUUACACGCUUUGUGGAGACAGUAGGAGUGCAGUUCCUUCACAUCAACCCGAAAGCCUUACUGGAUGACUUCGAGGCUUUCUUCAACAUAUCAGAUGACUCCGCCAACAAUACUCAAAGCUUCUUGCCUGUCAAAAGAUUCAAUCUCUACCUAUCUAUGGCUACUGGCGCGCUACUUUCUCCCGGGUCGGGCAGCCUUCAAGGACUAGCCAGUAAUUAUCACGCCGCUGCCAUGAAGCUUUUCCCUAGAAUUAUUGACAGUGGUGCAAGAGUUGACAUUCUUCAUUGCAUGCUGUCACUGAUAUUGUACUCAAUGCACGGUGACAUUGGUGGUUCUACGUGGCACUUGAUCGGGCUCGCAAUGAAGAAGGCAAUCGCUGGCAGAUUUCACAAAGAGGUCGAAACGGAUUCUCGAAUGUCCCCGGAGUUGUUGAAAGCUAGGCGUAAUAUCUUCUGGAGUCUUUAUACCCUUGAUCGAACCAUCAGCACAAUAACAGAUCGACCGUUCAGCAUUGAAGAUGACGACAUAGCAGUAUUGGGACCCGAGGGAUAUCAGAAAACCGUAUCCUCUGGAAAUGAUGACCUGGCUUGUCAUCUUGUUUCCCAUGCUAGAUUCAUGUCAAGCAUUCGGGAUGCCGCUUCGAACAGUAUCCUCUACCAUUACGGUAACUUUUGUUAUUGGAAGGACUUUGCAAUUGGCCACGAUUCGGCCACCAAAUUUACGGCGGUCUGUGUUAAGCGUCUCUCAUGCCGAGCGAUGAUCGAGAUUCUGAAGGUAAAGGGCUCGGUUAACACUGAAUCCAAUCUAGUCCGCGGUUCUGGCAGCAUUGAGAAUGAUUUUAUCAAAGCAUCGGUGGAUUAUGUCGAGGAAGAAUACCAACGCUUCGAUCGUGGUGAAUUUACGGGAAGCUUUGUGGAUGCAUAUGACAUCUUCGGAGCAGGCGUGAUCAUUGUUUGUUUGUCUGCAGGAAAGUCAUUACCUGCACGAAACGCCAAUAUCGUUAGUAAGUGCACUGCUUUACUUACACUUCUGGGUGAGAGGUUUUCUGGGCUGCGGGUCUUCCGCCGUGUGCUCUGGGCCCUCUCGGGUUUGGUCGUGGGCGAGUCGGUGAAUGACCCGAUCAUCCGUGAGCUUCCCCCAGUCAUACCUGACGGAAUUCGAGACUUGAUUUCCGCUGUCAUUUGA